This is a messenger RNA of Penaeus indicus, 2749 nucleotides long. Its product is annotated as histidine-rich glycoprotein-like. The annotation marks the transcript as partial. Gene Ontology annotation, biological process: negative regulation of Wnt signaling pathway. NCBI's taxonomy places the organism in Eukaryota, Metazoa, Arthropoda, Malacostraca, Decapoda, Penaeidae. Gene Ontology annotation, cellular component: cytoplasm. Gene Ontology annotation, molecular function: calcium ion binding. The transcript has 2 exons. The record is from RefSeq and is a predicted model, not a curated record.
GAGGUGUCGUGUGACGUGAGUGUGGCGGCGGGCGAGGCAGAGCGACAGGAAUUUUCGUUCACCCUCUAUGACUUCGAUGGACAUGGAAAAGUGACGAAGGAUGACAUCGCCGGCCUGGUGCGCACCAUCUACGAGGCGGUGGGGUCGUCGCUGUCGCUGCCGCCCAGCGGCUCCCGCACCAUCAGGGUCAAGCUCACGGUGGCUCCGGAGGGCCGCAGGGGCCGCGGCCACCCCGCCCCCCACUCCCCCCCGCAGCCGCAGCAGGACGCGCCCGGAGACACAGGCAAGGCGGAGGACGGCGGCGAUCCCUGCAAGGCCGCCCCGGGCCGCGGCCACCGCAGGCGGAAGACGCGGCGGCGCUCCACGUCCCUCCAGCGGCACGAGCUGCUGCAGAUCAUCCAGGCCAACAUGGAGAAGAAUAACCUGUACUACACGCCGCUGCACCGCCGCCGCGACCACCUGCACCACCACGACCACCACCACAGCCGGAGGCGUCGCAGGCACGGCUGCGGCUGCGAGCACUCGGGGUCGCCGCCGGACCCCGCCGAGGUCAAGGCGCGGCUGCUGGAGCCCGAGUGCCCGUGUCGCCACACGCACUUCCACAACCACACGCAUGGCCCCUCCGCCGCCGCGCCCUCCACGGCGGGCCCCUGUCGGCGGCACAACCGGUCGCACUCGCACGACCUCUCGCACGACUCGCCGCACGUGUUCCGCUACCACCUGCUCGACAAGACCUUCCAGCCGCUCCCGCCCUCCAACACGCCGGACCAGCCGCCCUCCCCGCCCGCUCCCCACCACGCCCACCCGGGCCCUCCCCACCACCCGCACUACCACCACCCACGACACCACCACCACCACCACAGGUCCAGGUCGUUUGACGCGGGGGACACCCACAGGUCGUCGCCGCGGGGAAGGUCUGCCAGAUCGAGUCGCGGGCAGCAGCAGCAGCAGCAGCAGGCAAGUGAGAGCCCACAGCUGAAGCAGGAGCAGCAGCCAGCUUUAUCAGCGCGGCUGGAGCACGAGGGCGGGGGCGAGGUGUCCCCGCACCACACCAAGCACCGCCACAGGGAGGCGGACCACGCGAGGGCCAUGGCGCAGGUGGUGGCCUGGCUGGAGAGAGGCUCGCUGCUCGACUCCCCCACGUCGACCGCCUCGCCAGACACUGGUGGCAGCGGUGGGAUCGGCGUCGGCGGCGGAGGCGCCUGCAAGGAGCAGCUGCACCACGUCCACCAGCAUAUCCACCACCACUACCACCACUACUCGGAGAAGCAGCCUCCGCCUCUGCUGAUUUGAGAGCGGGUAUGCCACCACCGCAGGUCCAUCGUGGUGUGGGUCACCGUGGCUCGCCAUCUCGGGUGCGGCUGAGUGUUCGCUGCUCGCCGAUGCAGCUCCGGCCUAGAAGGAAGCCGUCGGGAGGUGAAAACAGAGUGUGCGAGGAACAUUGCUUUCACUGAACCUUGGGCAGGACGAAACUAUAUGUGAUCAAGAGUUUAUUCUUCCAGAAGGACGCUGUGUAAGUGCCAUCCACGGAGGUUCAGUGUGCAUUCGUUUUCACCUGGAAGCUGUGCUCUUGGAGAGUGUGGGUAAAACAAUAGGUGCUUUGCUGAUUCCCUUUGCUGGUCAGUACAUAUCCCUGACACAAUCUCUCUUCCACGAUGACGCUGGAAUAGAGAAAGUGAACUUAAAACGUGUUGAACUAAUCAUGGAUCGGGAAUAAUAUACAUUUUUUUUCAUUAAUUAAUAUAUACUUUUUUCUCUUUUUAUCUUUGCUGUGUUAUAUGCAGAUAUUCAGGACUUGGUAUUUGCAACAGGAAUCAUUCCACUGUGAAUUAAAAUACAUAAUCCAGUUUCCAUUCCAGUUCUGUCCCCUCUUGUUACAAUAAGGCCACUAAGCAUGCAGUUGUCGAUGAAUUCCAAACUUUGGUGCAAAGUUAGAUUGCAUUUAAGUGUUUUAAGAGUGAUAUGUAACCCAAGAUGUCAUGAUAAGCCGAUAUGAAAUGCGGUAUCAGAAUCCUGAUUCAUCGCGUUUCUCGGCAGGAAAGCAAGGAAGUUCGGUGUGACUUUUUUCCGCCUGUGCCAUUCGACUACUUUUGGUGUUCACGACCGUUGAUAGUCAUUCCCAAAUCAAAUGUGUUUUUUUAGUCAAUGAUCAUUUCGGAGUAAUAUACAAUGGCCAUUUUUUGCAUGGGCGUCGAGGGUGCAAAUGUCUAUCAAUACAGUAAUACAAAACAUUUUACCAUUACAUGUUAAUUGCUGUUCCAUCGUUUACAACAUCCGUGUUAUGGUGUUAUUUCAACGAUACACGAAGGCAAAAAAAAAAAAGAAGUUACCAUUCUUUAACAGAUAAAAGGAAAUAAAGAGUAAUCUCCUGCAUGUAUGCAUAUCAUACCUUUAACAACAACAAUAAUAAUAUAUCUGUUGGGUUAUUACUUACAUGCAUGUUAUUAGCAGUGACUGGCCAACGGGAUCUUUGGCAAGGGCGCGUUGCUACUGAACCACAAAACCAUAUCUUUGGUGCUGUAACGAUAUUUUCAGUCGCAUCUCGUGUUGAAUGUAAUGUUUAUUUUUCUUUCUCACGUGUAGCUUACUUUUACAGCCAGAUGUCGAAUCUUAUUUUUCUCCUUUUGAAUUCAAUAUUUUUUUUUUUUUAGUUCUUUAUUUGGGUGGGAGGUUCUUUGAGAAAACAACGUCAAUAUGCUGAGUACAUAUGUGUGUGUGUGUGUGUGUGCGUGUGUGUGUGUGUGUGUGU